This is a messenger RNA of Volvox carteri f. nagariensis, 972 nucleotides long. RefSeq lists its product as uncharacterized. Lineage: Eukaryota; Viridiplantae; Chlorophyta; Chlorophyceae; Chlamydomonadales; Volvocaceae. The transcript has 5 exons. The coding region runs from base 1 to 972 and encodes 323 amino acids. Gene Ontology annotation, cellular component: membrane. The record is from RefSeq and is a predicted model, not a curated record.
AUGAAAUGCCGGGGCUGUGGGUGGCUAAUACUAUUGUUGGCCGAGUUUAUCUAUGGCGCUGCCGCGUCACCUACAGCGGGGCCAGUGGCGCCGAAGAUAACGCAGACUUUGGAGUGCCGCAUUAUACAGGGUCCCACGGCACUUCUGGCGCAAUUCGUGCUGCUAUGCAUAGUCCUCACAGCAUUACUCAUCAAACGGCACCAAGAGCGGCCCCGGCGAGCAUGGACUGUUUGGCUACUGGACGUCAGCAAGCAGGCUUGCUCCGCGGGAGCAGGGCACCUGUGCGGCAUGGCCAUUGCCGUUGUUGCGCAUAAAGCGGCAACGCAGGCCUCUGAGUGCGGAUGGUACCUUGUAGUAUACCUCAUGGACUGUACGUUGGGCAUUACGUUGGCCAUCGUUUUCCACCGCCUGAUGCACCGGGCUGCGCGGUGGCGGCAUAGUCAGUUGAUGGCGGCUCGGGACCGGGAGCACGAGCACCCCUGGACGGAGGCGCUGCUCGAGUCGGGGAAUUACGGGGACCCGCCGAAUGCGAGGCGCUGGUUGAUUCAGGCUGCCGGUUGGGUUACUUGUGUGGUGACCGCCCGGCUGUCAGUGGGCGGCACUGUGCUGUCCACUUUGAAGGUGGUGGAGCGAAUGGCGCUGGCGCUGGACCGGGCCUUUGUCGGUCAGCCUGAGGCGGAGCUGUUCACUGUCAUGGUGGGGAUACCCAUGCUGCUGAACGUGGGACAGGCGUGGAUUCAGGACCAGGUGCUGAAAUGGAGCGCGCGGCGGCGCAUCAAACGUGGCGGCGACGCCCUGAGCGCCUCGGGGGAUGUGACGGCUCUUCCCCACGGCGGCGGCGGCUGCGGAGGAGGAGGAGGAGGACUGCUCGGCGGCGCCGGCGGCGGUGACGUCGCCAUGGUGCAGGUGCUGGUGCCUGCGGGACGGAACCGCGGCACGGCAGGCGAGAGGGUGGUUACCAUUGCUUCAUGA